Messenger RNA from Branchiostoma floridae (Florida lancelet), 2352 nucleotides. Its product is annotated as plexin domain-containing protein 2-like. The record is from RefSeq and is a predicted model, not a curated record. The coding region runs from base 1 to 1353 and encodes 450 amino acids. The transcript is spliced from 14 exons. NCBI's taxonomy places the organism in Eukaryota, Metazoa, Chordata, Leptocardii, Amphioxiformes, Branchiostomatidae.
AUGCCACAGAACGAUGCCAACAACGACAUUUCCAAAGCAGUAAUGGGAACGGCCCCAUCAGUUACGGGACUGCUGUCAGCUCUUAUCGCCGUGUACGGGAGUCAGCAGCUACAGGCGCUGACAGGUUACAAGGGUGAAGAGAAAACUGACCGCUUCCGGAGGAAUGCUCAGACGCAAGCCCCUACACCUACAGCAACUGUGCCGCAGACGGUUGGACCGACAAUAGAAGAGACUCGCCACCAGUACUACAUAUCCCAGUAUUACCCGAGCUUCCCUCCUGGCGGCACGUUCCGGGAGGACCUGACCAGGGGGGGCGCGAGAACCGUGGUGAGGCACGGAUCGCCUUCCGUACAUCACAGGCAAGACAAGCCAGUCGGCCUGUCGUUUGAUUUCAAGUUCUACGGACAUUACAUCAGGAACAUCUCCAUCUCUACGAGUGGGUACCUGAACACCGGGGCUUACCCGAGUUUUGUAACGGACACUCAAUACGUGGCGCCGCUGUUUGACUCCCGACUGGACUCCAGUUUAGACACGGAUGCGUCUGUGAGGUACAAGGACAACGGGACGGCGUUCACGGUGGAAUGGCGCCGGCUCCGACUCGGCAGAGCACCGGGGGUAUGCUGCUUUACAUUCCAGGCUACGUUGCUGCAGGGAGGACGGAUAGUGUUUGCUUAUUUGCAGGUCCCAGAGGACGGUUGGGCCGAUACCACAGAUGGCGUCAAAGUUGGUGUCUCAGAUGCGUAUAAAGUCAAGAAAAGACCGGCACAUGACCCAAAACGAGAACGUCUACCAGUGAAGGAAUAUCAUAGGGUCAAACUGGACAUUACAAAAGUACGCAGUGAUACUAUCUUCGUACUAAUUCCGCAGCCAUCUUGUGGUGAUAUAACAGACUGUAAUAGAUGUUUGAAUUCAACCGUCGGAUUCACGUGCGGCUGGUGCGCAUCUCUUAACAGAUGUUCAGACGGCAAUGACUGGUUAACGACUUCAUGGAACGACGCAGGCUGUCCCAUACAGGUCAAGAAUCCUCCAUGCAAAGAGCUAGAAACAACAUCGAGGCCCAGCGUGUCCCCAAGCAUGUACAGCUCAACAGUGACAUCCUCGAUACAUCCGUCACUAAGCCAGGAAAAGACUAACACACCUCAUAAUCCUAUACAAGUAAACCCUGGAAGACUGACACCAGGACCAAACCUUCCACCCAACUAUAAAGUACCCCGAGAGGGCAGGAGUCUAGAAACGGACGCCAUUGUAGGAAUUCUUGUAGGAAUGUUCAUUUUGAUCGCCAUCAUUGCUUGGACUGUGCAUAUCUGUUCCAAAAAGAAGUCGGAACCAAAGGUUGUUGUUGUACAGAUAUAGUCUUCAGUUUACCUUGAAACGUUGGCAGGGAACAUUCAACGCAUGACAUCCAGAACCCCUCAUCCUCCAAAUGUUGCCGAGAGAUUGAAGUGGCUGAGGCUUAAUGAGCAGUGUUUUAUAAAAAAAAUGUAAUCCGUCCCUUACCCUGCAACAAAGGUAACGUAUGUUUGUAGCUGCAACCUAGGACUAAGUGAUUAAACUGGAUACGUAUCGAAAGUAUUGUACUAUGCAAGUUUAAAUUCUGCUCAACUUUUUAUUGCACCUUGCUUUACAUAACGCAGUUUAUUGUGUUUCAUUAAUGCCUUCACAGAUAUAGAUGGUGCAGAAAAAAUUCAAGCAACCUGCGACCAGUGGUCAUGACUUUGUAGAUGACUAUCACGAUGUCUUCCAUAACCACACUUGACAACCGAGGCCUUAUCGUCAUCGUGCUGCUAGAUCGUCCAUCGUAGCGAGGAAACCAGUACACAACCGGAGUCAGCUAGAUUAUUGUCAUUAGAGUAUUAUUACAUGCUAUCUCAGUACGUCCGUGUUAUUCUGUUGGAAAGAAAUCGAGUAUAGAAAUAAACAACUUACUGUACGCUCCAAAUUACUUGCUGUGUAAUUCUAAAUCCCGACCAUUCUACAGGUAGGGGGUUCACCUGCUACAUAGACUUUCAACACUAUUUUGAUGUUUUCAUUCUUUGGCAUUGGAUUUGUAUACACACAAAAAUUGCCCGCUCUCGAAUUUUACAAAAUACGCGAAAAUACAAUAUUUUACAAAAGUUAACUUUGCUCAUAUCAAGUCUAUAAGGAAGAUACAUUUGUCUCCAAGAAAAACUCGUACUUUAUAUCAAUCAGCAACGACAAUUGAUGUACUGGCGCAAUAGAAUAAAUUUGGUGCAGCUAUUUACAUGUAAAUUCACAAACUUAGGGCUCAGAGAUCUAGUCAAUGCAUUUCAUACUGUCAUUUUGGUAAAGGUAAUAGUUUGCAAUACAACAUGAUUUUGUCAUUACCUUAUA